Colletotrichum orchidophilum is the source of this 753-nucleotide messenger RNA. RefSeq lists its product as uncharacterized. Gene Ontology annotation, biological process: amino acid transmembrane transport. Lineage: Eukaryota; Fungi; Ascomycota; Sordariomycetes; Glomerellales; Glomerellaceae. Gene Ontology annotation, cellular component: membrane. Gene Ontology annotation, molecular function: amino acid transmembrane transporter activity. The transcript is spliced from 2 exons. The record is from RefSeq and is a predicted model, not a curated record. Bases 1 to 753 code for a protein of 250 amino acids.
AUGAGAUACUGUCAGCCUUCAGGCCGAACCUAUGAGAGCUUCAAGCUUUUCAUUCGCCUUUACACUCCUGCAUCGCCAUACAUCAUCGCCUUGGGCAACCUCGGAAUCGGCAUCCUCCCGCAUAUCAUCCCUUUCCUCUUGACGACCACUAUAUUCUCGGCCGGCAGCGCCUGUGCCUACUGUUCGACGAGGACGCCCUACGGCCUGGCGCUCGAGGGGAGGGCCCCUCGCUUCCUGACCAAGAUGACGAAGACGGGUACCCCGGUGUACUGCCUCGGCGUCGCACUCGACUGGUUGAUUUCCCUGACGACCGCGGCAACUGUUAUAGACUACAUUGUCAUCUGUUUCACCUACAUCUGCUUCUAUAUGGCCUACAAGACCCAAAACUUUGAUCGUUCUCGUCUUACCUAUGUCGGUCGCUUUCAGCCGAUCAGUGCGUACGUCGGCCUUGUCUGGAUGACCUGUGUCGUCAUCUGCUACGGAUACAGGUCGCUCAACCCAUUCAGCGCAACGUCGUUCUUCAUACAAUACGCCAUGGUUCAUAUGGCGUCUCUAAUCUUCUGCUUCUGGAAAUACUACAAGCGCACAAAGACUUCACAGCCGUAUAAGGUUCACCUCGUGUGGGAUGCCCCUUGGGUAGCUACAUACGAGGAGCUGUUGAGUGAAGUUGAGCCUCUUGUCGGGUUUCUGCGAGAUAUAUGCAAUUACUUCUCAUUGAAGGCUGGGGGCUUUUGGGAAGAGGCGGAGUCGUAG